CACCAACUUCUCCAGGAAAGGAAAUUUAGUAAUUUGACUACCAAAUAUUUCUAUGGAGAAAAUACACAAAUUUAGGAUUGAAAGCUGGACCGAACAUCAGUGUUUUUUUAAUGGCACAGCUCAGAAAGCCUGAAGGCAUGCUAUCGCAGAUGUUUUAUAUAUACUGUACGGUUCUAUUUAACGUUUGUUAAUUUGAUCAGCUGUUGGUCAUAGCAGCAUUAGUGAAGGACGUAAAUCCAAACUUAAGUUGAUGAGAAGCUUGGAAAAUAUUGUUAUUUUGACUUGUGUUAAGCAAUAAAAUGAACAGCAUUUCUUUCAGGGAAUUUCACUUUUCACUGAAACUUAUUUCAUUCAUUUAUUUGAGUGACUAGGUGUGGAUUUUAAUCAAGGUGUUUGUGAGUUUUGACAUUUGUAAUAUGAAACUUGUUGAUUUUAAGACACAAAUCUCUUCAGCGUCUUAUGCAAAUCCACAUGGGGAAAGGAGAGAGGACUUUUGAAUUUCAAAUAUUUUUUUACUGAAUGAACAGAGAACGCUCUGCUUGUUCUGCUCAGAUAGAGGAAGAGCACUGACCAAGAUAAUAAGAAGUACACUGGUCGCUGAAGGAGGAACUGCCGAGGCUGAAAACAAUCAUGUUGGCUGUUCUGUUGACCGCUUUAAUGUUUAGUCAAGGGCUUUCAAUGGACAGCCGUGGGACGAGUUUCAUCACAGCAUUCCCCGAGAACGUUGCCUUUUAUUUUCAAAAGACCUAUAACCUAUUGAAAAUCACCACCCUUCACCCAAACACGGCUGUCAGUGUCAUUGAAAUGGCGAGUGGCAACAUCACCAAUUCAGCCGCUGGCAACAACGGAACCAUUUUGACUUUGAAUUUCUCAAAGGAUGCUGAAGAAUACCAGUUUGCAUUCUCCAAUAAGUCUAUUCGAAUCACCAGCGAUAAAAACAUCACAGUGCUUUCUAUGAGUGGAUGGGAGGGUCGAUUUCAGUCCCGUGUUGUUCAGCCUGAUCAAAACCUCAGAACGGUGUAUCAGAUCCCUGCUCUAAACUACACCAAGAUUGCUGCAUCCUUUAACCUUUCAGUGGCAUCAAAUGUCACGUUUCUCAAUUUUAGGCUGAUGAUUAUCAAUGCAGUGGACGGAGACAACAGCGUCACCAUUAAAUAUGGAGACGGAAGUGGACAAAGCCAAGAUACCAUAGCACUUGGCCCUUUUGAACUCUUCCAGAUGCAGAUUAAUGGGUCGGAGGGAGAAAUAACUGCGACGGAUGAAGUGGCUGUGAUUCUGACCCAUCCCUGCUUGGAUACUGUUAACUGCUCAUGCAACAUGGUGGUGAACCAGCUCAAACCCCAAGUAUCUGAUAGAAAGGUUGCCAGAUUCCCUGUGCCAUCUAUUUUUGGUGUCAAGCAGCUGUUUGUGACAACAAAUCAAGCCUUCAAAGUCUGUCAGGGUGUAUUUAAUGAUGCAAAUAGUAUUCAAGUCCAAAAGUCUGUAGACAUCUUGCCCCUCUUUCCAAAUUUCCUGAGCUCGGCCUUGCUUAUUUCUACCAACAUUGGUGUUUCCCUCCGACUGAUCAGUCCAGGACUCAUUCUUGACCUCAUGCCGACAAGCAUGUUUUCUGGCUGCUUUCUGGUAGACUUCAACUCUUCACGCUCUGGAGCUUUGGUGAUUGCUAAUACAUCCAGCACUACUGGGGUGAAAAUGAACGAUCAGCCUUUAAAUGUCAUAUGGUACCCUUUGAAUGGCACCGAGUACUCUUGGGCUUUGGUGGAGGCACAAGUCAUUGGAACCAUCUGGCAUCCGAAUACAAAGAUUGGUGUAUAUAUGACACAACGCUUGGAUUCCAACAUCAUCUAUGGCAGCCAAGCAGUAGCUUUAAAUAUGGACUUAGAUCAGAAUGGCUGUCUGCUGACUCCGGAGAUAUUUGUGCUUGGUCAGGACAGCAUGAACUGGUCCAUGUCCCUUCAGUACUGCUCAGAUAAGUAUGACCAGCUCGCCACACUCAAUGCUAAAUCUGCACAGGAUAAGAUGGUCUUGAACAUGUCACUGAUACAACCCACGUUGGGCUGGAUUGGUCUACGCCGCAGCCUGUUCACGACUGAGUGGUACUGGAGCAACAAUGUGAAUGUGAACUUCACUUUCUGGGAGCUCGGACAGCCUGAUAAACCAGAGAAAGGCUUGUGCGCUUCGGUUGCGCUGGACCCUAGCAAGAAGUUCACAUGGCAGAGUGCACGCUGCUGCUCUGAAAAUAAACCCGUGUGCUAUAGUGGCCAAAAAUAUUUCAUUUACAGUCGUACUACAAAACAAAUGUUGUCUUAAGUGGAAAAUAACUAAAGCGAAAUACAAAAAUAUUCAAGUUACACUUUCAGAACUGUAUGUUCUGUAACCAGUGGAGAUUUUUUACAUGCUCAGAAUUGAUCUGGCUAUUUAUAAUUAUCGCCAAUAUUACAGUAGAUUUAGAAAAAAUGUGGUGGCUUUGACAAUCGUCUAGCAUAUGUAAGAGUAAAAAGAAUACUUAUACUGCUCAUUUAUUUGUAGAUUAAAUAGAAAUAUUAUUGCCUUGUUAGAUGCUAGUGUAGAAGUUGGGAUGUACUUGAAGUAUAUACAGACUAAGAUUUAAAUACUGAAUAUAAUUAAAGUAUGUCAACUGAACAACA
Molecule: messenger RNA, 2648 nt
Organism: Danio rerio (zebrafish)
Lineage: Eukaryota; Metazoa; Chordata; Actinopteri; Cypriniformes; Danionidae
Source: RefSeq, a predicted model, not a curated record